This is a messenger RNA of Lates calcarifer (barramundi perch), 4196 nucleotides long. RefSeq names its product autocrine motility factor receptor a (gene amfra). The transcript is spliced from 13 exons. Gene Ontology annotation, cellular component: ubiquitin ligase complex; cytosol; endoplasmic reticulum. Gene Ontology annotation, biological process: protein K48-linked ubiquitination; endoplasmic reticulum unfolded protein response; ubiquitin-dependent protein catabolic process. The record is from RefSeq and is a predicted model, not a curated record. Gene Ontology annotation, molecular function: ubiquitin binding; ubiquitin protein ligase activity. Bases 1 to 1989 code for a protein of 662 amino acids. Lineage: Eukaryota; Metazoa; Chordata; Actinopteri; Centropomidae.
AUGCCUUUCUUGUUCCUGGAGCGGUUCCCCUGGCCCAGCCUACAGACCUACACGGCGCUGAGUGCCGCUCUGCUGGCCGGGACCGUCCUGACCGUCUGCUCCUCCGACUCCCGCCCGCAGUCCAGCUCGGAGGAGACGCACGGCCACCCGGUCCACGGCUCCAGGAUCAGCCGCUACAUCAGGGACGGUGGGCAGUACCUGAGCGCGGGGUAUGGAGACGUGGCUGCGGAUGUGCUGCUGUACCUGCUGAGUGACAGUGUCUUUGUUUGGGUGAUGGUGAACACCGCCUGCUGCGUCUUGCUGCUGAUCGCCAAACUCAUCCAGUGCGUUGUGUUCGGGCCGCUCCGCGUCAGUGAAAAACAGCACCUGAAAGACAAGUUCUGGAACUUUAUUUUCUACAAGUUCAUCUUCGUGUUCGGCGUCCUGAACGUCCAGACGGUGGAGGAGGUGGUGAUGUGGUGGCUCUGGUUCGCCGUGCUGGUCUUCCUCCAUCUCCUGGUUCAGCUCUGCAAGGACCGCUUUGAAUAUCUGUCCUUCUCUCCGGCCACUCCUCUGUCCAGCCACGCCCGGGUGCUGCUGCUGCUCGUGGUGCUGCUGUUGUGCUGCGGCGGCCUGGCGACGCUCUGCAGCCGCCUGGCUCGCAACCAGGGACGCCACACCGCCGCAUUCAUGGCCGCAGAGUGCAUGUUGGUGACGGUCAGGACCACACACGUCAUGUUUCGGUACUCCAUCCACCUGUGGGACGUGAACCAGGAGGGCAGCUGGGAGAACAAAUCCUCCUACGUUUACUACACUGACCUGCUGAUGGAGCUGCUGCUGCUGGGCCUCGACCUGCUGCAUCACAUCCACAUGCUGAUCUUCAGUAACAUCUGGUUGUCCAUGGCGAGUCUGGUCAUCUUCAUGCAGCUUCGCUUCCUUAUUCAGGAGGUUCAGAAGAGAAUCCGCCGCCACCACAACUACCUGCGAGUUCUCCGCAACAUGGAGACCCGGUUUUCUGUGGCGUCUGCAGACGAACUGGCCGCCAAUAACGACGACUGUGCGAUCUGCUGGGACGUGAUGAGUUCAGCUCGGAAACUGCCCUGCGGACAUCUCUUCCACAGCUCGUGUCUGCGCUCCUGGCUCGAGCAGGACACGUCAUGUCCAACGUGUCGGAUGUCCCUGAACAUCGGAGAGGGAGGAGAAGGGGGUCAAGGGGAGAGGGAGGCGAGGGAGGCCGUGCCCGACAACAUGGCAGCCGGAGCUGGAGUUGAUGCUCGGCCGCACCUCAACCAGCUCAACCACUUCUUCCACUUCGACGGGUCUCGUAUCGCCAGCUGGCUGCCCAGUUUCUCUGUGGAAGUUAUGGCCACAACCAACUUUCUGGGCAUCGCUCCGGCCAACCCAUCUCAGCUCAACCCCAUGGCUCAGCAGAUCCAGGAGAUGUUUCCUCAGGUUCCCCUCCAGCUCAUCCUGCAGGACCUGGAGAUCACUCGAUCCCUGGAGGUCACCACCGACAACAUCCUGGAGGGACGAAUCCAGACCCCCGCUGCCGCCCCACCACCACCGGCUGCGGAGCACCCGGUCAUACAGGUGACUCCUCCACCUGAGGACGAGGGUGGAGCCAGCAGCGAGGAGGAAGAGGAGGAGGAGGAGGAUGAGGAGGAGGAGACAGAGGACGAGGAAGAAGAUGAAGAUGAAGAGGAGGAGGAGAACGAGGAGGUGCAGAAGCAGGUCACCGUGGAGGACAAGAUGGACGACGACGAGCGGAACGUGGAAGUUCAGUUUUGUGCGACGGUGGAGGAGCGACAGAAGAUGCUGCUGCAGAGGAAGGAGGAGCUGCUGCGGCGAGCACGAAGGGACUAUCUGUCCAGGAACUCCAGGUCCAACACGGAAAACCCAGACGCCUUGGACGGCGAGACUUUGACCUCCGACCCCGUGAACCUGCGACGAGAAACGUUAGCGUCGGCAGCAGAACGACGGCUGCAGAGACCGUCGGACUCCACGCACUGAGGUACUGACUCUGGUCUCUGGUCGUCUCACAUUCGCUUAACUUAUCACAACAGCGUCACGUCCAGUUUUACCGUCUGUAGCGUCAUGUAGCAUCAGCUCCUCCAGUCAAGGUGGAGUUACAGAGCUGGUCUGCUUCUCUACAACAUCCUGAAUCCACAGGUAAUCACAAGUAACGUAGCAUCUGAAGAUUUGUGAUUUCACAGGUUGUUUAGGACCAACAAAUCAAAUCAAAUCUGGUUGUAGCAGCAAGAAAUCAAAUAUUAUCAUCAAAUUCGCAACAAAAGUCUUAGUUUUCUUCACUUAUUCUUCCCCUCCUUUAAAAUAAAUCAGAAUUUUGCUCAUUUUAAACUCUAUUUUGUAAAGGCACUGACAUUUGUGGAAAUUGAAAUUGUUGAAAGUUUGUUACCAUCAAAGUAAAAUACUGGGAAAAGUGUUGUUUUGUUAUCGACAACCAAAAAUUGAAAAUAAUACACAGUGGUAGUUAUUUUCAUUGAUAAAUACCACCUGUACAGAAACCCCGAAAGGCAAGAGAGAGUGUGUUUCUCUCUUUUUUUAAUCUAUAAAAACAGGUGAAUUAAGUGUAAUGCUCAGUUUGGCUACAAGGGGCUGAACUGCACCAGGACCAACUUGUCACAUUUUCUUCCUUUCUUCUAAAGGAAAAGUACGUAUAUUGUGUGUUAGCAGGUUAUGUAACAUUAAUUGUUAAAGGCUGUCUGGAAGAGUCAGGUGAGGUUAUAUAUAAAAAAUAUUUUAAAUACUACUUUAAAUACUUUCUGUAUUUUUAUUUUUGGUCCAUCAGUUAUUGAUGUAAUUGUUAAAAGAUAAAAUAAAGAAAAUUCAAUAAUCUGAAAAUAUUGAGUUAACUAAGUCAAGUCUCCUCAGUUUAAACCAUUCAUCCUGACAAAAUAAUAAUAAUAAUAAUUAUUAUUAUUAUUAUUCUCUCACUUGCCUUUAGGGCGUUAAAGUAAGGUGCUAAAAAAAAGUGUUCUAAUGCUCAGAUCUGUUUUUUUCUGUUACAAGUUAAACGAUUCACAAUAACGAAGAGUGAAUAUAGAGAAGUGUAGGUUUGAUGCUGCAUUCAUGUCCUAUCAGAGUUUCUGAUUUGUAGAGAACGCUCACGUUGCUCUGAUGUUUCUGAUAUAUUCGAUUCAGAUGUUAGAGAUAAAAAAAAAUUCACAGAAAACCAAAAAAAAUAAAGGACGGAAACGCAGCAAACUUCAGUUCAUUUAAGACUCGAUUAAACACAACUCAGUGUAGAAAUGAAUGUUUGUGGUCUGACCUUGUUCUCUUACCACAUUUUAAAUUCUCUUGCUGUUACAUUUAAACUCAGUUUUGUUUAUGUUAACGUCGUCUUCAGCAGUAUAACAUGUAUUUAAAAACUUUGGAGUAUUUUGCCUAGGGGAAGCCAUGUUGGAAAACAAACAGCAGGAAGUUGAUCGACUAAUAUUAAAAGUCCAAUGAUAACUCCCUGCAGGUUUUAUUUAUAAAGCUCUGGGAUUGAUAGAAUGAUAGAAAAUGAUUUAUUUUUGUGUCAUAAAAUGUCUUACAGUAUUUAAACGAGUAAUUAAUUUUAUUCUGAUUUGAAAACAGAGACUAACAUGGACAAUACAGUAAAGUGUAAUUUACAUCCUCAGUAUUCAGUAUCUUAAUCUUUAUUUUUAAGAUUUUUAAGGUAGAUUUUUCCCAUCACCGUGGUUUUAACAUCAUAUCAGUUUGUUCUGUGGCUAAAGCAGCAAUAAUAGAUUUAUAUUUAACAUGUUUAAUGUUUGAUCUUAAAGACAUGACUGACAAACAGCUGUAUUUUUAAUGUUUAAUGAUUUAAAACAACUCAGCGGUUUGUGUUAGUUUUUACUUUUCCUCUUCCAAUGUGUUUUAUUUUGUUGCUGCUUCGUUGCUGUGACAUCUCUGCAUGAAGAGUCAGUCUGGUUUCCAGUUUCUGUUCAUAGUGGGUUUAAUGGUUUUGUUUGGUUUUGUGUUGCACGUUGGCACCUUCAGAGUUUCAGCUCAUUUCAGUUUGUUCUUCCUCAUCUGGACUGUUUCCUGUUUACAGAUUGUACAAAUACUUUUGCAUUUGACAUUUUAAAAUACAUUAUUGGACUGAAAUUUUGUACAGAGAUAUGAAAAUGUAAAGUUUUUUUGUAAAUAAAUGAUAACACAGUCAUACAGUUUGAGUGUAGGAGCUUGUAACAAUAAAAUUUACAAUCAGA